AUGCAACCAAAUGGGAUCGUUAGCACAUGGUAUUCUGUCACCACCAAAAUGACACUACACAUCCUUGAGCUUGCCCGAGUCACCCCUGCAGCCGAUUCGGACUCGCUCGCAAUCCCGUUGACUUUCUUCGAUAUACCAUGGUUACUACUCCAUCCAAUCAAGCGAGUCUUCUUCUACAAACUCACUGACUCCACUCUUGAGCAUUUUCACUCAUUCAUCCUCCCUAAGCUCAAACUCUCCCUCUCCUUAGCCCUCACCACCUACCUCCCUCUCACCGGCCGCAUCGUCUGGGAUCCAACCGAACCCAAACCGAACAUCAUCGUCUCCGAAAAUGACGCUGUUUCGGUCACCAUUGCUGAGACUAACGCUGAUUUCUCACUUCUUUCCGGAUAUGGACAACGACCAGUUUCCGAGUUACUCAACUUAGUACCGGACUUACCAGGUUCCAAUGACUCAGCCACAACAUUCUCCCUCCAAAUCACCUUGUUUCCCAACAAAGGCUUCUCCAUAGGCGCCGCGCUACACCACGCCGUUUUAGACGGGAAAACAGUAAGCAUGUUCUUCAGAUCUUGGUCUCACUUGUGCAAACAACUACUAAAAGAGGAAAGUGUCAUCCCCUCUCUGCCAAAGACUUUAACUCCAUCACUUGAUCGGUCGUUGAUCAAAGAUCAAACCGAACUCGAUAAAAAGAUGAUCGACUUUGUGAGAUGUCUCAAAAAGGACAAAAGCCUGACUCCAGUUCCCGUCCUUGAACUAGGACACGACGUUGUCCUAACCACCCUCGUGCUGACUAGCACUGACGUCGAGAAACUCCGGGAACAAGUCAAGAGCCAAGAUCAGAGCCUCCUCCACCUGUCGACUUUCGUCGUGGCGUAUGCCUACGUGUGGACAUGCCUCGUGAAGGCGCGUGGAGGAAGCGGGGAGAGGUUAGUGAGUUUCAUCUUCGCUGGAGAUUUUAGAGAGCGUCUUGAUCCGCCGCUUCCGGCGACUUACUUUGGAAACUGCGUGUUUCCGGUGGGUAGUUACUACCGGACGGCGGCGGAUUUCGAGGGGGAUGGAGGGUUUGUUACGGCGGUUGAGAUCUUGAGCGGUUUGGUGAGAGGUACGGUUCGGUUGCUGGGUCGGUUCGGUAUAUAUGAAACGGAUUUUGGGUGGGGGAAACCGGUUAAGAGUGAUGUUGUUUCCAUCAGAGGAGAGGUGAUCUCUAUGGCAGAGAGACGUGAUGGAUCAGGUGGCGUCGAGAUUGGUGUGUGCAUGAAGAAGACUGAUAUGGACGAUGUCCUUACUUUGUUCAACCGUGGUUUACAAAACUGA
Molecule: messenger RNA, 1314 nt
Organism: Eruca vesicaria subsp. sativa (arugula)
Lineage: Eukaryota; Viridiplantae; Streptophyta; Magnoliopsida; Brassicales; Brassicaceae
Source: the annotation of a GenBank genome assembly